Messenger RNA from Culex quinquefasciatus (southern house mosquito), 1058 nucleotides. RefSeq names its product 60S ribosomal protein L7a (gene RpL7A). Gene Ontology annotation, biological process: ribosome biogenesis. The record is from RefSeq and is a predicted model, not a curated record. Gene Ontology annotation, cellular component: ribonucleoprotein complex. The transcript has 4 exons. Lineage: Eukaryota; Metazoa; Arthropoda; Insecta; Diptera; Culicidae. Bases 114 to 926 code for a protein of 270 amino acids.
AACGCCGUCAGGUUGGCAAAACUGGCCUCGGAGGACGUGACGUCACGACGGGCUCUUUUCCAUCUUGGUUUCACGAAACACAAGAUCUAACUCCGCAUCGGCAGCCGUCGAAAAUGGUCAACAAGAAGCCAACCAAGAAGAAGGUCGCCGGCAAGAAGGUGGCCGCGGCCCCGCUCGCCGUCAAGAAGGUCGAGGUUAAGAAGGUGGUCAACCCGCUGUUCGAGAAGCGCACCAAGAACUACGGAAUCGGCCAGAAUGUGCAGCCCAAGCGCGACCUGUCCCGGUUCGUGCGCUGGCCCAAGUACAUCCGCAUCCAGCGCCACAAGGCGGUGCUGCAGAAGCGCCUCAAGAUCCCGCCGCCAAUCAACCAGUUCUCGCAGGCUCUGGACAAGCACACCGCCCAGCAGCUGUUCAAGCUGCUCGAGAAGUACCGCCCGGAGAACCCGAUCGCCAAGAUCCAGCGCCUGAAGGCCAAGGCCGAGGCGAAGGCCGCCGGCAAGGAGGCCCCCCCGGCCAAGAAGACGAACCAGCUGCGCCAGGGUGCCAACACCGUGGUCAAGCUAGUCGAGCAGAAGAAGGCCCAGCUCGUGGUCAUCUCGCACGACGUCGACCCCAUUGAGCUGGUCAUCUACCUGCCGGCCCUGUGCCGCAAGAUGGGCAUCCCGUACUGCAUCAUCAAGGGCAAGUCCCGGCUCGGAACGCUGGUGUACCGCAAGACGUGCACGUGCGUCGCGCUCACCCAGGUCGACAACUCGGACCGCGCCAACCUCGGCAAGCUGGUCGAGACGAUCAAGACCAACUUCAACGACCGGUACGAGGAGAUCCGCAAGCACUGGGGCGGUGGCCUCCUCGGCCCCAAGAGUAUGGCCCGCAUCGCCAAGAUCGAGAAGGCGAAGGCGCGCGAGCUGACGCAGAAGACGGCGUAAGCUGCUGCGCGUGGGGUUUACUCUUAAAAAUCUUGUAUGUGUAAGGAUUCUUUCGGUUCCAGAGAGAAGAACGCGUGCGCGGAGAGAAAGAGAGAAAAAAUAAACACUGAAAAACAGUACACGUUAAGCUUA